This is a messenger RNA of Leguminivora glycinivorella, 1933 nucleotides long. It is a transcript of the gene PICK1, whose product is annotated as PRKCA-binding protein. Gene Ontology annotation, cellular component: postsynaptic density; postsynaptic early endosome; neuron projection. The record is from RefSeq and is a predicted model, not a curated record. NCBI's taxonomy places the organism in Eukaryota, Metazoa, Arthropoda, Insecta, Lepidoptera, Tortricidae. The transcript has 9 exons. The coding region runs from base 388 to 1905 and encodes 505 amino acids. Gene Ontology annotation, molecular function: protein kinase C binding; phospholipid binding; protein domain specific binding. Gene Ontology annotation, biological process: dendritic spine maintenance; positive regulation of receptor internalization; regulation of Arp2/3 complex-mediated actin nucleation.
UUAAAUUAUAUGGAAACCAAGAGAUUCUAUGUAUGACGUGACUUUUUGCAUGGUCAAUGCGAAGAUAAAGAGCGAUUACUUCGCGGCUAAGAUUUUUUUUAAAUACGCCGCAUUUUUCUACUGACGGAAAUGUCAUGACCGACUAUACUUUAUUUGAACUCUGUAAUUACGCAUUCCUACCUUGAACGCAUCGAUAACUAAACGCCGUUUCCCGCCAUUUGGAUAUCCUGGCUUCUGAUUGGUCGUCGCUGCCCCUGUUUUACCGACGGGCUACCGCGCAAAUACAAACAGAAAAAAAUCAAUAAAUUUGACAAACCCUUGACGUUUAGCCACGUAUUUCGUGAAACAUAUUUAGGGACAAAAUUACUAUUUAUUAGAUAUAAUACAAUGCAGGACUACGAUGAUGACUAUUUUUUCGAGGAAGAUAAAAUGGGCAUGACAGUGACGUCAGGCAGCGUCUCUCUGGCCAAGGAUGAGAAGAACCUGAUAGGAAUCAGCAUCGGUGGAGGAGCGCCGUUGUGCCCUUGUCUUUACAUUGUGCAGAUCUUCGACAAUACCCCAGCAUCAAGAGACGGCACACUGCAGAGCGGCGAUGAGCUGGUGGGCGUGAACGGACAAACUGUGAAGGGCAAGACCAAGGUAGAGGUCGCCAAGAUGAUACAAGCCGCCAAGGAUGAAGUAACAAUAAACUACAACAAACUCCACGCGGAUCCCCGCCAAGGCAAGAGCUUAGAUAUAAUAAUGAAGAAGAUGAAGCACCGACUCGUUGAGAAUAUGUCCUCUGGCGCGGCGGACGCGCUCGGCCUGUCUCGAGCCAUACUGUGCAACGACACUCUGGUCGCCAAGCUCAAUGAGCUGAGAGAAACUGAGACCACUUAUAAAAGACUCGUCGAACAUGCAAAAAGAAUGCUGAAGGCCUACUUCGACCUCCUGCAGACGUAUAAGUCGCUGGGCGACAUAUUCUCUGGUAUCGGCGUGCGGGAACCACAGGCGAGAGCCUCGGAAGCCUUUUCCAAGUUCGGCCAGUACCAUCGCCUGUUGGAACGAGAUGGGAUUAAGAUGCUUAAAGCUUUGAAACCGAUCCUAGCAGACAUGGGCACGUACCUAACAAAAGCCAUUCCAGACACCAAGCUAACAAUCCGCAAGUACGCAGACACGAAGUUUGAGUACCUCUCAUACUGUCUCAAGGUGAAGGAGAUGGAUGAUGAGGAGUAUGGCUACAACGCCCUGCAAGAGCCUUUGUACAGGGUGGAGACUGGCAACUACGAAUAUAGGUUAAUCUUAAGGUGCCGCCAAGAUGCCAGGGCGCGAUUUGCGCGACUACGCUCGGACGUUCUGGUCAAAUUAGAAUUACUGGACAACAAGAAAACACAGGACGUGGCGUACCAGCUGCGGCGGUUUAUACAGGGUUUAGCCGUUUAUCACAAUGAAACUGUGGACCACUUGAAGGAAAAUGCGACCCUAUUCCCGGUAGAGGUGGACUUAUCACAAAAUGCCUUCCAGUACAAGUCCACCACACAAUUUAUCCAAGAUAGUCAAGAAGAAGACGACAUCGAAUACGCAAAAGAAAUUCAAGAAUAUCACGACAUCAAUGAAGAGAAAGAUGCCCCAGUGACCAACAGAAGACAGCCCAAAGACAAAGAUUCAACCGAUUCUUCCCAACAUCUGUUAUCUAUUGACACCGACUUCAAUUUUGAAACCAACAGUUUCACCAAAAACGACAACUUCGACAAAUCUGACUGCGAUAAGACUGACAAUUUAACUCUUUUGACAGAACUUGGGCUAGCUGACAAUGAUUUCGGGGAGUUUCAGAAUGGCCUCAUGGACGAUUUUGCGCCCAACAAGAAUACCGACACUGAUGACGUGUUUGACAAGCUGUUGAGUGAAUUGAAUAUAGGAAAGUAGCUUUUAGUCGAUUUUAUUAAAAUAAACA